Messenger RNA from Ananas comosus (pineapple), 1771 nucleotides. RefSeq names its product fatty acid desaturase 4, chloroplastic. The record is from RefSeq and is a predicted model, not a curated record. The transcript is spliced from 2 exons. The coding region runs from base 224 to 1114 and encodes 296 amino acids. Lineage: Eukaryota; Viridiplantae; Streptophyta; Magnoliopsida; Poales; Bromeliaceae.
GCAUACACUUUUUUAUAGAUAGAUCUCAUGCUUUUCCUCUCCCCACGUACCCACAAAUUAAACCACACAAGAACUCAUCAGCUCCUCACUCUCUCCACCACCUUCUCCUCGAACCAAAAUAAUUAAAGCUCCCCUCUUCUUAAAUCCUAGCUACCUAAAUAAUCAUAACCACCCACACAUUCUCCGGCCCCGCUCCUCCGUCGUCGCAUCGUCCUGCCGCCAAAUGUACGCCCUCACACCGCGCUGCCACCUCUCCAGCCUCCCGCGCUUCUCCCCUGCGUGUCGCGUUGUCACGACUUCUCGCCCCCCGCCACUGCCGCCGCCGCCAGCAGUAUCGGUCGCGACAACCUCUAGUUCUCAAUUCGGCGGCCCCGCCGACCCCUCAUCGUUGCGUUCGACGUGGCCGCACCGUGCAUGGGUGGCGACCGGGUCCGCCACCGUGAUCGCCUCGUUGGUCAAAUCCGUCUCCGUCGCUGCAGCCUGCGGCGCAGCCGUGGAGCCCCUCCUCGGCGCCGUGCUCGGGUACUUGCUCGCCGACCUCGGCACCGGCGUCUAUCACUGGGCCAUCGACAACUACGGCGGCCCGUCGACCCCAGUUUUCGGGGCACAGAUAGAAGGGUUUCAAGGCCACCACAAGUAUCCCUACACCAUCACCCGCCGAGAGUUCGCCAACAACUUGCACGCCCUCGCACGCGCCGUCACCUUCACCGUCCCGCCCAUCCAAUUUUUAAUUUCUGGUAUAUCAAUAGGGGAUGGUAGCAUGGCAGCGGCAGCACACGCGUUUGUGGGCGUGUGCGCGGGGUGCAUCAUGCUGAGCCAGCAGUUCCAUGCAUGGGCCCACGAGAAGAAGGGGCGGCUGCCGCCGGCGGUGGCAGCACUUCAGGAGGCCGGAGUGCUGGUGUCGCGGGCGGAGCAUGCGGCUCACCAUCGGCCACCGUACAACAGCAACUACUGCAUAGUGAGCGGGGCAUGCAAUCGGGCGCUGGACGAGUCGAGGGUGUUCGAGGCCAUGGAGAUGGUGGUAUUCUUCAGGUUUGGUGUGCGGCCGCGGUCGUGGAGCGAGCCGGCAUCAGAGCGGAAGGAGCAAACUGCUCGUAUUGCCGGUAAAGAUUAAAUGCCAAUCCAAUAAAAUUCUGAACCCCAACUCACAUCUUAUUCUUAUGAUUCAUCAAAUAUUACGUCACCAACUGUCCCUAGAACAAGUGACAAAAGUUUUGAUUGCUGGUAUUCGAGAUCCAAGUUCGAAUUCUAGUUGAUUCACAUUUUCAGCUAUAUUUAUUUCUAAAUGAAAUAAAAUAAAGCGGAUAACGUGCUAUCUAUCUCUAAAAAUCAAAUAUUAUGUUGCAUAAGAAGUAGGCAUGCAGCAAACAGGACCUUCAAAUUUUGUUUUUUUAUUUAUUUUAGAAAUGUUAUUUAUUCGUACAAAGUGGAGUGCAAAUUUCCCACUAGCCAAUUUAAUAUUUUAAACAUUUUUUAAAAUUUUAAUAUUAAAAAAAAAAAGAAUAGUGUGAAAAUAUUUGUGGUGAAAUGUUCGCCUUCUGUUGGAAUAUUCCUUUGGAUGUGAAACUUGAGAUCGAAAUGCAUGGCUCUUCGCGUAUGCUAGGAAUAUUACAUUGGAAUAUUCUCAUAUUUUUGCAGUCGAAGUACUUGUUGUCACAUUAAUCAUACAGCAUACCAUUUCAUUCCAUAUAGAACUUGGAUAAGGCCAUAUUGGUUGUAGAAAGAAUUUUCACUUUGGUUGAUAAAGAGGUCGGGAUGAAAUUGUUGCAAA